AUGAGAGGAAGGCGACUAGUCUGUGGAAUUUGGAGUCUGUGUUUCCUGUUCUGUCUUUUCUGCAUCUUUCUUCAUCAAACAACAGCUAAAAGAAAACUGAAGUUUGUGUCCCUAGUAUUUCGCCAUGGUGAUCAUACCCCACAGGAGUUUUUCCCAACUGAUAAGCAUAAAGAAAUUGCUAGACAACAGGGAUAUGGCCAACUUACCAAGCUUGGCAUACAACAACAGUAUGAGCUUGGCCAGUACCUGCGGAGGAGAUACUCUCACUUCCUGAGCAUUGUAUACAAGCAGUGUGAGAUUUAUGUUCAAAGCACUGACUGUGAUCACACACUUAUGAGUGCUCAGGCAAGUCUUGCUGGACUGUACCUUCCAACACAGGAUCAGAUUUGGAACCCCAAAAUCCUUUGGCAGCCAAUUCCAGUUCACACAAUGCCACUGUCACAGGAUAAUUUGCUAUACCUACCUUUCUCACACUGCCCAAAAUACAAGGAGCUUCUGAAAGAAACCUUUGCAACAAGGGAUUUCCAAAGGCAAUUCAAGCACUACAAGCAAUUUCUGAAGUUUUUAGCCACUCAUACAGGAUAUCCAGUGAAGAAGUUGACUAGUGAAAGGAUUUGGAAGCUCUCUGACACUUUACAAUAUGAGGAUAUUAACAAUUACACUUUACCUGUUUGGGCUACUCAUGGUGUCAGGACCAAGCUGAUAAAGCUGUCAGAAUUGUUAUUGCAGGCGGAAUUUGGGUUCCACAAACAAAUACAAAAAUCACGUUUGCAGGGAGGUAUUCUUUUAAAAACUAUUCUAAAGCAUAUCUUAGAUGCUAGAAAGCCUUCAUACCAUCAAAAAAUGGUUAUGUAUUCCACGCAUGCAACCACCAUUGCUGCCUUACAGAUGGCACUCAAUGUCUUCAAUGGGAAAUUGCCUCCUCACAGUGCCUGCCAUUUUUUUGAACUUUACCAGGAAAAAAAUGGGCAAUACACCAUAGAAAUGUACUACAGGAACAAUUCUUCGAGGGAGCCUCACCCCCUCACUCUCCCUGGCUGCAAAUUUCACUGUCCCCUGGAGAGAUUUACUCAUCUGGUCUCUCCUAUCCUCAUACCCUAUUGGACAAGAGAAUGUAGAAUGUAG
Messenger RNA from Agelaius phoeniceus (red-winged blackbird), 1125 nucleotides. RefSeq names its product prostatic acid phosphatase-like. Gene Ontology annotation, molecular function: phosphatase activity. Lineage: Eukaryota; Metazoa; Chordata; Aves; Passeriformes; Icteridae. Gene Ontology annotation, biological process: dephosphorylation. The record is from RefSeq and is a predicted model, not a curated record. Gene Ontology annotation, cellular component: plasma membrane.